GCACGGGUGAAUGCUGUCUUCACCUGUGCGGGCGGCAGUCACGUUGGCUGAACGAGGACGCCGGGCUGAUCCGAUGGUUCCUCACACAUAUACUACAUACAUUCGCAUGAACAUUCACCCAAUCGCUGCCCCUGCCCCUGCCAUGAAGCCAUAGCCCGCCCAAUUUCCUCAAGAUGAUGCGAGUACUCGAGGCCAACGCGCCUCCCAAGCAGACUGCCACGGAUACUAUCAGCACGCUGAGCGGGCGCCUGACCAGCGCAACCCUCCUCGAAGACCGCCGCGCUGCCAUUCUCGGCCUCCGUAGUUUUGCAAAAGAAUACCCCGCCUCAGUCGCAUCAGGAGCGUUGCGGGGACUCAUUACAUCUCUUACCAAAGAUGGCGACGAUGUGGACACGCUCAAGGUGGUGCUCGAGACGCUGCUCAUGCUCUUCCACCCCGACGAGAACAGUCCAGAAGCCUCCGAGGAAAUAGCCCUGUGGCUGGCCGAUCAAUUCUCUCAACGACAAGACAACAUCACUUUGCUCGUUGACCUCCUGGAGAAGCCAGAUUUCUACUCCCGCCUGUACUCGCUGCAGCUGAUUCGCGCCAUCUCGCAAGCACGGCCCCAACGAACCCAAGAAUGUGUCCUCACAGCGCCUGGCGGCAUCGAGCGCCUCGUCGCAACCCUCGAUGAUCCACGAGAUGCCAUUCGCAACGAAAGUCUCGUUGUACUCAACGACUUAGCGCGCUCCUCUUCUGAACUCCAAAAGCUAUUUGUUUUCGAGGAUGCCUUUACCAAAAUAUUCAACCUGAUACAUGCUGACGGUGGGCUCACACAGGGUGGGGUUGUGGUUCAGGACUGUCUGAGUUUGCUAGCCACUCUCAUUCGCUUCAAUGUUUCCAACCAGACCAAUAUUCGUGAGAUGGGUCAUGUCGCACGAUUCUCUGCACUACUUCCCGGGGGAAAGAAGCCAAAAAAGGCACGUCCCACUGUAGAAGGCGAGGACGACUGGGUCAGUCCACAAAGCGACAAGAAUGUUUGGGGUCUGCUUGCCAUCAUGCGCAUGUUCCUCGUCAAAGGGAGCCCAGGUACACUGCAAAACCAAAAUGUUUUUCAACAACAUGGCCUUGUCCGCCAGCUUCUCAACAUUGCUUUCGAUCCUGUAACUGCAAUGCCCAUCAAAAUCGAGGCUCUCAACACUUGCGCCGACCUCAUCAGAGGCAAUCCCCGACUACAAGAAGACUUUGCCCAAGAGCAGGUUCGGCCCAUUGUCGAAACCGUUACAAAUGGUGUGGCUUCUCCAAAUGGCACCGCGCAAGUAUAUGUUAUCGAAGCGCUACUCAACCUCGUGCUCUCCCCUGCACCCAAUGACCUUUUUGAUUUGCGCAAUGCAGGAUGCGAGUGUAUCAAGGCCUAUUUUUACAAUCACGUGCAGAUUCAGGAACAUUUCCUCAACCGAGCUAUCGGUGGCCACGAAGGUGGUGAUGAGACCGCUAAUGCGCUGACUAUACUGAUGGCGGGUCCGCAAGUUCCUCCAACUGGCGACCCCUACAGGAUUUGGUUUGCAGCAACCCUAAUAUACCAUCUCAUUUUCGACGAUUACCAAGCAAAAAAUACAUUGAUGCAAGUCAAAGAAGGCGACGCGGAAAGUGGCGAGGAAGUCGUCACAUGUAUACAGACAUUAACUGCAAACCUGAUUGCAAGUCUGCAGCUCGGCGAAGACGAGCGCAUCUCAGUCGCCUACCUGAUGCUUUUGCUAGGCUGGCUUUUCGAGGAUGCCUCGGCAGUAGAUGACUUCUUGGCAGAAGCUAGCAGUUUACAAAGCCUAGUCCAAGCGGUAUUGACACCGGGAGAGGAUCGUGUGUUGAUUAGAGGCCUGUGUGCAGCACUGUUGGGCGUCGUGUAUGAAUUCUCAACAAGGGAUUCGCCAGUGCCGCGACGCGAACUCCAGCCAAUACUUACCUCAAAGCUCGGUCGCGACAAGUACCUCGACGCCAUCACGGGGCUGCGACACCACCCUCUUGUGCGCGACUUUGAGGUAUUACCUCGCAAUAGUGGGGGUGGCGGCAGUUUACCCGAUGUGUUCUUCGACGAGACCUUUAUAGACUUUUUGAAAGACAACUUUAGUCGCUUGUCUCGAGCGAUUGACCGAAAUCCGAACAUUGAGCAGCAUCAGUCGCAUGAUGGCGUUGAUCGAGACGUAGUUGAUGCGUUACGUGGUGAGAGAGAUGAAAAGGAGCAGACCAUCCAAGAGCUUCAGGCACAACUCAUGACUCUGGAGCAAAAACUAAACAAUGAACAAGCCGAGCAUCGCAAGACUCUCAGACAAAGCUCGGCAAGAGGCUUCAGAGAAGAUCCGUAGCCUUGAGCAAUCGCUGAACCAGACACGUGGUGAAGUGGCUACCAUCACCGAAAGCCUGCGUAAUGCGCAAUCGCAAGCCCAAAAGAGCGAGGGCGAGAUAAAGAAACUUACAGACGAAAAGGAAGCACAGAUUAAGAAACUGAAGGAAGACAAGGAGGCGCAGAUCAAGCA
Molecule: messenger RNA, 2513 nt
Organism: Bipolaris sorokiniana ND90Pr
Lineage: Eukaryota; Fungi; Ascomycota; Dothideomycetes; Pleosporales; Pleosporaceae
Exons: 3
Coding region: 174-2342 (722 amino acids)
Biological process (GO): vesicle fusion with Golgi apparatus; endoplasmic reticulum to Golgi vesicle-mediated transport; intracellular protein transport
Cellular component (GO): Golgi membrane; cytoplasm; endoplasmic reticulum
Source: RefSeq, a predicted model, not a curated record